Molecule: messenger RNA, 1836 nt
Organism: Tremella mesenterica DSM 1558
Lineage: Eukaryota; Fungi; Basidiomycota; Tremellomycetes; Tremellales; Tremellaceae
Exons: 10
Coding region: 1-1836 (611 amino acids)
Biological process (GO): transcription by RNA polymerase III
Cellular component (GO): transcription factor TFIIIC complex
Molecular function (GO): protein binding
Source: RefSeq, a predicted model, not a curated record
AUGAGAACUUAUCCGUUGGUUUCACCUUGGCAAAGCUGGGAAGGGGAUGGUUAUUGGCCAGAAAUGUAUACGGGUGUCAGGAAUGAGUCGUACGUUGGUAAGAGUGGACAAGGGAAGAAGAAAUCAAAUGGAGAAUUGAGAGGAGAGUGGAUAUCGAGAGAGGAUGUGAGGUUGGGGAUGGAUGAUGUGGGGAAAUGGAAAAUAGAUGAGUUAGAAAUACUCGAUGAAAAAGAAGCAGAAAGAUUUCUGCCUUCACCAAAAGACAAAGAAGGUAAUCCCUGGAUCAGAUGUCACGUGGGCUUAUAUCCAAAUCAACAUCCGGUCGACUUCAAAAGAUUUGAUACCAAGCUCAUACACGAUUAUUCUCCCGUUUCUCAAGGAUUCAUAUUCUCAGCCGGUGGUCCAAUCUGGGGUCUCGAUUGGUGUCCUUACCCUGAACGUCUCUCUGCCACUUUGGACUUUACUCAAUAUCUAGCCGUAUCGACUCUUCCGAGGCACGAUAGCAAUCCGACUGUUGGACAAAAGUGUUCUCCAGAUAGUCCUGGAUGUAUUCAAAUAUGGUCCAUGAUUGCACCUGAUGACGUACCGUCGCUUCAACAUUCUUCAGAGGAUCAUGAGAUGGAGGAUGACUCCAGAACAUUUGGGAAAGAGAAGGGAGAGAUGAGGUGCGAGUUGGUUUUGUGUGUCGAUGGAGGUUCGGCGAUGGAUUUGAGAUGGAUGCCUUUGGGUGUAUGGGAUGAAUACGAACCAUCAAACACUUCCGACAAAAUACCCAAACUUGGUAUAAUCGCCGCUCUACAAUUAGACGGUUCUGUCUCUUUUUAUCCCGUCCCUCAACCGCACGCCCUCCGCCGUGCCCUCCAAACCUCACAGGGUGGAGAGCUGAUAUCAGUGCGGAUGAAAGAACCUUUGUUAAGGAUAGAAGUGGAAGAUGCUAGUUGUCUCUGUAUGGACUGGCUUUCCGGGAGUCGUUUAGUAGUUGGAUUAUCCAAUGGUCACAUAGCAAUAUAUGAUCUUACCCCAUCAUCAUUCUCUUCCCCUUCUACUGAAGUCUUCCCUUCCGCAUACAUACCCAUCACGUGUUCUCCAAUUCGGUCCGUUGCAGCUCUUCGUCUUCCCCCUGAUGACUCACAUGGAAAGCCACGAUGGGGACAAGAUCCUUUUUUCGUACUGUGUGGGAAUUACGACGGAACGACUACCAUAGUGGAUUUGAGAGAUCCGUCUCGCGCUGUAGAGCUGAGUCGAGCAAGGGCUCCUUCCAUGAGUGUAGCAUGGUCAGCCCCACUGGGCUCACCAUUAUUAGUCGACGUGGAACAUAUGUUGAUAUUAUCCAAAAUCCGAGGUUAUGGAACUGGGAAAAAUCAUUAUGUCGCACCUCAUCGAGGACUUGUUUGGCAUAUCGCCACGUCCGACUACCAUCCUAUGGUUCUGACAGCGGGGACGGACGGUUCUACCAUUUUGAGUAAUUACAAAGCUGGUUAUCAUCGUGCUCGAGGGGAGGGAUUAAACUCUCAAAGGAUCUUCGAAAUAGAUUAUGAUGAAUAUACUGAAGAAUAUCGUAUGGUUGAUAAUAUCGCCCCUGAGGUCAUCUCCGUCGAAGCUUCAUUCGGUCGUACGGCCAAAAACGCCCGACCUACAUUCGACCCCAGAGUUUCUAAAACGGUCCAUUGGAGUCCUCGUGUCGGAGUGCAUAGAGUGAGAUGGAACGAUUCGAACGGAUUGAAAAAUGCUGGUUGGUUCGUCAGUGGGACAGCUUCUGGUUUGGGUAGAGUGGAAUGUUUGAAAGGAAGGUUUGUGAAUGGGAGAGUACCACAAGGAUUAGGAUUUGCAGAGUGA